AGCAGGAAUAGCCACCCGGAAAUGGUUCCUAUGUAGCUGUGAUCGUGGUUGAGUUACUAAUUAAAUAUCUAAAGGAGUUAUAGACCUUGCUAAUUAGAUGUGACGAUUCACUAGUAUUCAUGGAUUAUCUAAAUUGAAGACUGGUACACCAUCACAUCAAUGAAAAUGUGCGACACGGAUAAGAAGAAAAUGAAGCCAGCCACACUUCCUAGAGGGCAAAGACCAGCACUACCUCCCAAACCUCAAUUCCCUCUCAUAGAGGGACUUAAAGUAAAGGAUAUCUGCCAUACUGGUGAUGCUGUUAGUGAGUGUCAUGGUAACAGCUCAGUCAUUGAACCAUCUAGAAAUCUGACCAGUACCAUAGCGGAGCCUACCAUAGCUUUGCAUGAUACUCAAAUAACCAAAGUGCCUCCAAAACCUCCAGUUAAACCAAGGCGUACAUGUGAAAAACGAGAAAAAAUACAGGCUAGACUUUCUUACGGCUCUGUUGAAGAUUGUAAUCAUACUCAUGAUGAAACAUCGGCAGAUACGUUAAAUGAAAAUUCAGAUGCAUGGAAAAAUGACAGUACCCCAUCUAGUUGGUUUAUUCAAAAGAUUCACAGGCAAACCCUUGAUAAAGAUGAAUGUAAGAAAACUGACUCUACUUCUCAUAGUUCUUUGAUUCGCCCAUCACCAACACCAAGAAGUUUUUACAACAAGCCAAAUGCUGAAGACCAUAAUACUGGCAGUUCUCAUGAUGUAGUUGGCAAACCAGAAAAGACAGAUGCUACUGUUCCUGCAAAGCCGGCAAGAAAAGGAAAAAAACACAAACAUGGCAAAAAAGAUACAGAAAGUGGUGGUAGUGUUGUGGUGAUACAAAAGGUAGAAGAAGGUCAUGUUGCUGUACUUGGUGUACUACCAUUGAAUAGCCCUGAAGAAGAUGUGGAAAAUGAUUCAAAAAACAAUAGCAAGACUGAAGUCAUAGAAAGCCGGAAGAAGAGUACACCUCCACGUCCCCCGCCUCCAUCUAUAGGCCCAAAACCUAAACCUAGACUGUCUUUGAAUAAAAAAGAAGUUCAAAACGUUGCUAAGGAAGGCCAAGAAAAGAAAACUGGUGUUGCUUUGAAGCCUAUUGAGGAAAAACAAGACCAAGAUAAGAAAACUGGAGUUGCUUUGAAAUCCAUUAAGGCUAGCACAGACCAGCAAGUCAGAUCUAUUGAGAGUUUGAAAUCUGACGAAGAAAAGGAAAGUAAGGAAGUGAAAGACUUUGAUCACUUAGAAUCUGAUAAAGAAAAGGAACAGUCAGAGCAAACCGUUCAUCUGAAAGUUGCUGACCCCAAAUCUGGGAGAAAAAUGGGAGAAUCAGAAAUUAAAAAGAAGUCAACAAAAAAAGCGCCUCCCACUCCAUCUAGGUCUGAUUCAUUGACAAAAUAUAUUGAGAAUAAAGUGAAAAGUGGUGAUAUUACAGCUGUACACUCUAAAAAGGAAGAGUUGUCUUCCAGCCAUAAAGAAGAUGUAUCUGAUCAACCCAGUGGUAGAGUGAGACCUGCUCGACCAGCACCCCCAGUAUUGCCCAAAUUGAAAUCACCAAUUACCUCAGAUAGAAGAAACUCUAACGAGCUGAAACCUGCGAAGGUGAAACCCCCAAGACCUGCCCCACCUAGACCACCAUCAAUGAAAGUGUCAGUUAGGGAGCACAGCAUAGAAACUACAACAGACUCGAAAAUUGUUGUUUCAACUCAAUCGGAAGAUAAAACAGAACAGCCUACCAUGCCUUCCAAGCUUGUGUCCACUAGAGUGGCUCUGUUUGAAGCCAAGUUACAACAAGAUACCUACAAUUAUGAAUGUAUUCGUCAACAUUCAGACCAGGAUGAAAAUGACAGUAGUGUUGUAGACCAUGAAUUUGAUGAGAGCAGCUCAGAUGACGAACAAGAUUCUGGACCAGAAGAUGAUGAACCAAUCUCUGAAGAUGAAAAGAAAAAAAAAUAG
Molecule: messenger RNA, 1968 nt
Organism: Saccoglossus kowalevskii
Lineage: Eukaryota; Metazoa; Hemichordata; Enteropneusta; Harrimaniidae
Cellular component (GO): cytoplasm
Molecular function (GO): metal ion binding; guanyl-nucleotide exchange factor activity
Source: RefSeq, a predicted model, not a curated record